GCUCCCUGCCACUAUGGCUAAUUCCUUAGGAACCGGUGGAUCCAGUUUGAUCCAUCCCUCUCUUUCUUUCCCUUCAGCAACUUGUUGAGUCUUCCCCCCCUCGGUCUUCCUACUAUAAAAGAAAGUAAGCUGUGUAACCACCAGUUCAGCUCGUAGUUGUGCGACUUCUGAAGAAAUGUCGCUAGUAGUUUGAAUCGAGUGAGUGUAGAGAUCGAUGUGAUCGUGUCGCUUUUCAGUGGAAUACUCGACGGGACGAGCGCAGGAGAAGCUUUGACGCACCUGUAGGACACUGUUGAUGCGCUCCUCCUAAACUUUUCUCGGCUUUUCUGAACCUGCUCAGAGUAACUAUCAAAUGUUAUUCUCAUUUGGACUGUUGGUGAAAGCUGUCCUGAAAAAUUGGGGCUUCUUUCAUAUAUUGUGAUCACUUGAGGACUCCCAAAGCUACUUGAAAUGGAGACUCCGGAUGGCUACUGUGAAAGUAACGGCCAAUGCUCUCCUGGUAGAGAGAACUCGAGAAUGUCGGCGGAUACGUCAACACCUAAUGGACAGACAGUUCCUCAGGGUCCUAAUUCUCCCAGUGAAAUAAAAAUUAAGCAAGAGGAAAAAACAGCGGAGGAGGCCGACAACAGAAGCCAAGCCCUUGAUGAAAUAAGCCAAACAGGGGAGGAAGGAUCAGCCUUGGACGAAUCCGUGACUGGCAGCCCGGUCAAUGUACAAGAUGGAUCAUCUGAGCCAGACCUGACGGGUGAUACCGGAAGCCGACAACCAAACGGUGACAGGCCGUUCCAUUGCAACCAGUGUGGCGUCUCAUUCACCCAGAAGGGAAACCUGCUGCGACACAUUAAGCUGCACACAGGCGAAAAACCCUUCAAAUGCCCCUUCUGCAGCUACGCCUGCCGACGGCGCGAUGCUCUCAGCGGGCAUUUGCGCACUCACUCUGUUGGCAAACCACACAAAUGUAACUUCUGUGGGCGGAGCUAUAAACAGCGCACAUCUUUGGAGGAACAUAAAGAACGCUGCCACAACUACCUGCAGGGCAUUGGCUUGGAUCUGAAUGCCAACUCUUGCCCUUACCCAGGUGAGGUCCCUAAAGAGCAGAGGCCCAUGGCAGAGCCCAACACUAUGGCUACCUUUGAUCGGCCGCCCGUUAUUGAGAGACUGCACAGCAACGUGGGCAAGAGGAAGAGCACCACGCCGCAGAAAUUUGUGGGUGAAAAGAUGGUGCACUACGGCUACCCUGAGCUAGGCUAUGAGAGGGGCCUUAAGUAUGACAAGCAGGCUGAACUGAUGUCGGCCCACAUGAUGGACCAGGCCAUCAGCAAUGCCAUCACGUACCUGGGAUCGGACAACCUCCGACCCAUGUUCCACCAUCCAGGUCCCCCUCUCUCUAUGGCUGAAGUCGUUCCCAUGGUCAACCCCCUCUUCCACCAAGUCCUGCCAAUGGGCCAAAGCGCAGAUCGGCCAGGAAACGGUGACACGCUGCCACUACAUCCACCUCGGCCCCAUGACUUCCUCAAUCCUCCCACCAUAAAUGGUCCCACCACUUUAAACAGGCAGGCCAAGCUACGCCAUCCAGGGCAAGAAGAAUCUCCCAACAACAGUGGGGGUGACUCUGCUGACUCAGCUCGAAGCAGCCCUCAUGAGAGGCCGGGUUACCACGGGAGCAACCAGGCCCCUGGCCCUCGGUCUCGAGCCAGUCCAGCGAUAGUUUAUUCUGGUGAGCGAGCCACAGAAACAUUGCCUAGAAGCAGGGAAAGAGUGGGGACUGGGAUCAUACGAGUGGCCACAGAUAGACCGCCCGCAAACCGGGAAGGGGUGCGGGUGUUCGGACGAGAAGGCCAGGAGUUGCGUGCCUUCCAGUGUGAGCACUGCCGGGUGCUUUUCCUGGACCAUGUCAUGUACACCAUCCACAUGGGUUGCCACGGAUACAGAGAUCCGUUGGAAUGCAACAUCUGUGGUCACCGCAGCAAAGACCGCUACGAGUUCUCCUCUCACAUAGUCCGUGGUGAACACACCUUCCAGUAAGACAGUGGGUAGGACUUAGGGGAAAGACAAAGAAGGGAAAGGAGCAAUAGCCUGAUAGCCGUCCUUACCCCCAGGACUCCGAGAUGGCUGUAGACAAGUGUAGCACAAUCAUAGCAUAGUUUUUUUUAAGCUACUUAUUGUGAAAAUUAACAGUUGAACAAUCACAUGAAGGUAUGGGCCAAAGACUCAUUUUCUACAUAUCUAAUUAAGAUUAUUAUUGUAGAAGGAAGUGUUUCUCUCAAAAUGUUGAUUCAUUGUAUAACGGAGCAGCUGCCAGAGGACUUUGACUAGUUCAUUGUAGUCUUAUUUGGAAAUGUCUCCUGUUGAGCUUUUUCUGUCAUCAGGCUUUAUGCAAGUUGAAUGCAUACAACUACAAUUUAAAUAUAUAUAAUAUUAUAACUAACAAUAAACAACAAAGGACUUCCUUACCUUUGUAUUAAAUAAUAAUAAUAAUAAUAAUAUAAUAAUAAUACCACUGGGGAUGUCUUCAUAGACCUAAUAGCAGUACGUUAAUGAGCUGGCCCACUUACUGUAGAAUAUCUCACAGGAUCUGUGUAGUUUUCUUUUUCAUUCUUUUUCAUGAUAUUGCCAUGGACAGUUAUGCUUCUUUUUCCUAUGAAUAAUGGUGGAAUACAGAUAAUGUUGAUGUCUAACUUUGCUGUGUGUUCUAGCUGCAAGCAACCUGCCGUCCAUUUGGAAUUAUUUGCAAUAUGUUUAAUUGUCUCUGAUAUAUCUGCAGCUGUGGAAAUAUGACCAGUCGUUCCAGCAGUCUUCAGUCAUCAGUCCUUAGUUUUAAUUUUGUGUUUUUGUGUAUUACUGCACAAUUAAAAUUAUUUAGGAUAUAUAGAUUACUACCAGGUUUAAAAAAUUCAAAACAAACUUUCAAAAUGUACUUAUUUACUAUAUUCUUCCAAUAGUGAAUACAUUGUGAAUUAUUUGUUAGAGGCUCAGUCCUGUAGUCCUGUAGAUAUAAAUAUAGAUGCAGUAUAUAAAGGUUAAACACCUUGAGAAUAACAAAUUCAUUUUAAUUGAGGUCCAAAUACUUAUACAAGUGGCCAAUGAGCAUGUCACUAAACACAAAUAAACUUAAUUUAAAGAUGUAAAUUAUGGGUUUGGAAACAAAGUGUGGUAGGUCUUAUCAUAAAUGAAUGUUUUAAUUCACAAACAAAUACAAGCAAAUGCAAAUAAAUGUUGAACACUGUAAAAAGGCUAAAUAGCUAUCUGAUAGCAGAGAACUACCUCCAUACAACCACUUUUUAAGAUUAAGCUUAUGUGAUAUUCUUCUUUAAUACACUUUGAAGGAUAAUAUAUUACAUAAAAAAAUAUUUUUGUUGGUAUUGCCUUUGCUACACUUGAGUAAAGGCAAGCUACGAUAGCAGCCAUGCUAGCAGUGUAAGCUAGCUUACUUAUGUUAAAGGUAUCUAUUCCAAAGCAUGCAUUCUUUAGACAAUACAAUUGUUUAGUGUUUACAGUAUUUACACCUCCCAAGUUUUUCUUCAAUUGUCAGUGGUUGGUAAAGCACUUGAAUACUACUAGUAGCACAGAAGAAGAAGAUCACCGACUCCCUGUGGCUAGCUUGUAUAUUUCGGAAUUGUAAAACAAGUCAGAAAUGAGUUCAUCAUAGGCCUAUUUGUAAAAAAAUAAUGUGUUCUAUAAAAUAUAAUAUUAAGAAAAAAGGCUUUCCCCAGAGACAUUUUGGAACAUUCUGGCCAUUAACUCGUUCCCUUGUUUUUCCUUUAGAACAAUGUUAGAUCCUGGUGAUGCGUGGCUUGUGUAGCUUGCAGUUUGAGAACACAUUAGGAUUCCUAAACUAGUAUCAUAUUUUGUUUGAAAGUGGCUUGACACUGUGAAAUAGCAAGAGGUAACUUUUAAUGACUUAAACUUAUGCUUUAUGGCAAUAGAUACCAAAGGGAUAGAGGAUGUUAAAGACACUGCAUGGGUUGCUUCUCUCUGAUGUACCUCACUUCAUGCUUUAGGAUAAUCUUUUUGAUCCAAUCCAAUGUGUGCUUGCUUGGCUGGAUGGCUGUGUAUAUAUACAGUAUAUAGUAGUUUAAUUGUUGUUCUUUUUUCUUCAUUCCUUUGAUAUAUGGGUUGGGUAGGGUCUUUGUGAAUGGUGCUGUUAUCCACAAGGUUAAAAAUCAUCUUAUCAUCCUUUUUGUUUAUCCUUGAAAUUACAGGGAAACAUCAACAACUAUAUUUUGGGGGUGCUCUGUCCUUGGCACCUUUAAAUGUUGCUUAAUGCAGCUUUAUUUGCAGCUACAUGCAUUAAAAGGACAAAAUCAUAGAAAUCAAGGGGAUUUUUUUAUGCUAGGUUGGCAUGGGUUCAGGUCGAUUUCUUGCCAUAAUGGCACUAUAUUCAUGUAUGACUUAUAGUGUACAUACUGCAUACAGAACGAGACAGCAAGAGUAAACAUACAUGUAGUCAUAGUUUAACCAUGAAGGCACUUCUUAAAACUGUAGCAUUGCUCUGACAUUAAAAUGCUCAUGUAUACUAAAUGUAAAUAGCGAGUUAGAGAAUUAGCCACUCGCCACCUCCAAAUCUAUUGUUCAUCAUUACAAUGUGUAGAGGGUUGAUUUUGGUAAGUAAGGCUGCACUUUCACCCUGCACUUUAUGUCCAUGCCCUGACUCUAGACAGAAUUGGAUUCCUUUAAAUAAAUUGUAGAGAGAAUGCGAAACAAUAAUUGACAGAACACGGGUUAUCUUGAAAAAUCCACAUAACAUGAAACAUUUUAUUUGAUUUACAAUACUAUUUUUUGUCAGCAUUACUAGUUUUAAACUUGUUAGCAUCAUACGUUUAUGAUCUGUUUACAGAUCAUCUUCUAAGGUUUAACUCAGUGAUUUACUCUUCUAAAGUAUGUUCAAUGUCUACCUGUGAUCAAAAGGCAGCUUUUUCUAUGUUUACAUGUGGCUUCUUGUAUGCUUUACUGGUGCCCAGCUAGCAAAAAAAACCUACUGUCUGUAACGUAUUGAUACUGGAAAUUGUUUACAUCUCGCAGUUGUGAUAUUGACUCUAUACAUUCCUCUAUGAAAUAAUUCCUGUAUAUAUUUAUUCCUCAAAACCUUGAAUGUUAAGACAAAGGCUCUCAUUGAACAAUAUAUCCUUUACAUAGUACAUGAAGGAGGAACAUAAAUAAACAUACCGGUACUCAAUUCACUUGAAAUAGGCAUCAUAAAAGACAGGGUGUUCAAAGAGAUGUAAUAGGACAGCCUUACACAGUCUUUAAGUGAAGCAGCCAUAUGAACAAAAAAGAAAAAAGUCAGCCCUUAUUGUGUGAGAGGUUUACUUGAAAAAUCUAAAUCAUUGCUAUUGUUUCCGACUGUGGGGAUGUUUUUGUAAAUUUUGUAAAUGUACGUAAUGAAUGUCUAUUUUUCUGCUGAAAUGUUAAUGAAAAUAUGUUUAAGUUUAAAAAAAUGUUUACAAAAAUCUAAGAGGCAGGGUUCAGGUGAAUUGUAUUUUAUAAGAAAUAAUUUAUGAAAAGUGUGUAUUUUGGCACUGAAUAUUGAAAUUAUCCAGAAAUGUGUGCCGAUCUCUGAUAUUGAUAUCAACUUUCUGAAUCGAGGGCUCUCAGGUAUUUGAAUAGGUUGUAUAUUUUUAUGUCCUAUAAUAUGUGAUUUAUUUAUCAAAAAGAAGCUGGUCAUUUUUCAUGACUUGAAUUAGUCCAACAGAGUGUGGUGAAGGAAGUUAGAUAAUUGAUCAGUCCUGUUUUCAACAUCAAUGACAUAACAUGAAGACACACUCCAAUGAAGAACACACUGUAUAUUUUUAAGGCAUGGGUUUCUCUCUAUUAAAGAUAUGAUUUUACUGCCUUGCCUGUUUUGUGAAUUUUGAAGAGAAGGAAGACAAACAUAUUGUUAUAUAGUUUAAUCAAAACAUGCAAACUGUAUACUUACAUACAAUUAAAGAUUUUAUUGUGAGAAAAAA
Messenger RNA from Gymnodraco acuticeps, 5948 nucleotides. It is a transcript of the gene ikzf2, whose product is annotated as IKAROS family zinc finger 2. Gene Ontology annotation, biological process: regulation of transcription by RNA polymerase II. Gene Ontology annotation, molecular function: RNA polymerase II cis-regulatory region sequence-specific DNA binding; DNA-binding transcription factor activity. The record is from RefSeq and is a predicted model, not a curated record. The transcript is spliced from 8 exons. Bases 451 to 2025 code for a protein of 524 amino acids. NCBI's taxonomy places the organism in Eukaryota, Metazoa, Chordata, Actinopteri, Perciformes, Bathydraconidae.